AUGCUUCCACCGUCGAUUUGCUUCAUGACGAGACCUCCGAAUAUACGCAGCUUGUGGAUUAGUCCUCCAUCUUUCCAGUUCAUUCGGUUCCCUCCUAUGUUCCGCUGCCGCUUGCAGACGACUCCUCUAAAAUUCCGCCGCCACUUGCUGACGACUCCUAUGACUAUAAUGAAGAGUGGCGGGCGAUGGUUUUUGGUGGGAAUCAUGAGGAGAUUGAAAGAGCGCUACUCUCUAUUCCUCUCAUACCGUUGCAAGACAGAACGUUUUGGGUCAGAGUUUUCUAAUCUGUUCUUCCUUCAUCCUUCGCUGUGUACUGGUCAAGCCCGAGCUAAGAGACGAUACCUUCCACUAAAGCUAUUGUUUCUGCUAAGUGUGGAACGGCAUCACCAUCGUCUUGAAGGAGUACCAAAUCAAAAUUCAGUCUUAGUUGUUGUUGUGUGGUGGUUCAGUGUUAUUCAACAUCAACAGCUAUACCAGCAGUCUAUGGAAUCUGGAUAUGGAAACGAGGCUGUUCGUCAACCAUUUGUGGCGGAUCAAGCAGGGAGCACAAGCGCCGCUAACUUACGACCUCCCAAUCCGAGUGCUUCAGAUGUUAAGCACCACUACUCCAUCCAAACAGGGGAGGAGUUUUCUCUUGAGUUUAUGCGUGAUCGGGUAGUUCCUCAGAGGUCUUCAAACGCCAAUGGAGCUGGAGACAUGAAUCAUACCACAGGUUAUAUGGAGCUUAGAGAUUUGAUUGGGAUAAGUCACGCAGCAUCCGACUGUGCUUCGGAUGUCUCCAGGUUGAGCAUUGCAGAGAAUGGCACGAGGGAGUAUGAAAGAACGAACUCUUCGCUUCACGAGUUUGGGAAUAAGCUUGGUCAUGUCCAGUCAGCACCACCUGCUUCAAUAAGUAAAGAUAACAACCUAAGAAAUUUACACGGAUACUCGUCUUCUUCAGCCUCAGGUAGUGUAACAGCGAAGGUGAAGAUCCUCUGCAGCUAUGGUGGGAAGAUACUUCCACGUCCAGGUGAUUCAAAGCUUAGAUAUGUUGGAGGAGCGACGCACAUUAUUUCCGUGAGGAAAGACAUAUCUUGGGUGGCGCUACGGCAGAAAAUCCUUGAGAUCUAUUUCCAGACUCAUGUUGUAAAGUACCAGCUUCCUGGUGAAGAGCUUGAUGCCUUGGUGUCUGUGACAUGUGAAGAAGAUCUCCAGAAUAUGUUUGAAGAAUAUAAUGAGAUGGAAAACCGUGGGGGCUCUCAUAAGGUUAGGAUGUUUCUGUUCUCCACCAGCGAUCUGGAUGAUGCUCUUUUGGGGAUUCACAAGAAUAACGGUGACUCUGAGUUCCAAUAUGUUGUAGCUGUAAAUGGCAUGGACAUUGGAUUAGGAAGGAACUCAACCCCUCAUGGGCUAGAUAGCUCUUCAGCAAACAAUUUAGCUGAGCUUGAUAUACUGAACACCGAGGGGAUCAAUAGCAUUGGUGGAGAUGUUGCUGGAGUAGGCGGAUCGCAGUUGAUUGCAAAUGGCUUCCAACAAACCGAGUCUAUUCCACCAAGCCCACCGCUUCAAUAUUCUCAAUCUGUUCCACCGAUUUCUGCUUAUCAGUUGCAGCAAUCUGUUCUGCCAAGUUCUGCUCUUCAUUAUACACAGUCCAUUCCCUCGAGUCCCUCUCUUCAGUAUCCCCAAUCCAUCACACCGGGUUCUACCAGCUCCUAUGGAAUAUACCCGCAAUAUUACGGGCAUGUGGUUCAACAUGGAGAACAAGAGCGUUAUCCUUUGUAUCAUCACAGUUCUAACUACUCUGGUGUAGCAGAAACUACCAGUUCCAUGCCGCUCCAAGGGCAUGUCAAUCAGCAAAAUGGCUGGGUUGAAGGGUAUCCGUACUCUGUCACUACACCCCGAAGCACACAAGUCCUGGUGGAGGAGCAAAAAGUAGUACCUGAUACGAAAGUUCGUGAGAAUGUUGAGCCUGAAAACCGUAAAACUUUGGCAAAGGAUCACCAGAAUCCUCCUCAGUUAGAUGACGUUGAGGUGAGGAAUCACAAUCAGGUUCGGGAGGUGUCAGCUGCUACGACUGCACCUGGCCAGGAGGCACAUUUACUACCCCCUAGAAGAGAUGCACAGCAGAAUACUCUUGCAAAGCCUGCUACCUACCGUGAUGCUGUUACUGCUGGGCAGGUUUCUCUGUCUGGUAAUGAAGAUCAGCUUUCGACUUCAAAUGGUACAUGUGGUCUUGUUCAUAAUGACUCUGAGUCAAAUCUAAUUGAUCUUAACUUCCCGGAGCCUGUUGAGCUUCCACAGAGGGUAUAUCGUUCAGAGAGAAUACCUCGUGAACAGUUGGAUUUGCUAAAUCGGUUGUCGAAAUCUGAUAACUCACUAAGCUCUCAGUUACUAACGUCUCAGUCACAAACGAACACUGCACAGGAAGAUCCAACAAAAGAAGCAGUUGGAAAGUCGCAUGAAGAUUCCCAAACUGUUAAUGGUGAUGCUACCCACCAAAAGCAUAAAGAUGCUGAGACUGUCUUUGAAAAAGUGGGGGUAUCAGAUGACACGUUGGACUCCGAGCCCCUGCGUAAUGUUGCAAAUCCUAAUGAGUCAAACAAGAACAGAGUAGUUAAUGGGGCAGAUACUGAGAUUGAUGUAAACGCAGCCAUGAUUCAUGUUGUCCCAGAAGAGCAAGCUUCUACUCACGGUUCUGCUUCGCUGCACGGAGAUAUUCUUAUCGAUAUCAACGACCGGUUUCCUCGUGACUUCCUUUCUGAAAUAUUCUCAAAGGCAAUCUCAGAGGUUACAUCUGCUGUCAAUCCAUAUCCUCACGAUGGACCUGCUGUUAGCAUGAAUUUGCAGAAUAAUGAUCCUAAAAAUUGGUCAUAUUUUCAGCAGCUGGCUGAAGACCAGUUUAGCCAAAGAGAUGUUGCGAGUAUUGACCAAGGUGCUGAAAAGACGACAAAUUUUUGCAAAACCGUUCCAUCUGACCUUAUAGAUGGUGGAGAGAGCUCCAUGUUGCCUCACGUCACACCAUCGGGUAGAGAUGGUACUUCAACAAACCUUGCGGAUCCUCAGUUGACUUUAGGCCAAACUUAUGGGGAUGCUUAUUCUGAAAGGGAUGGGGGUGGCACUAGCACUAUUCUCCCUUCUCUGGUGGAUGAGCAGUUUAAGGUCACAGAGAGUGAAGAAUUUGGUGCUAUGGUGGAGAAGCUUAGGAAGCCAGAUUCUGAACCAAAGGUUGAAAAGACAGAAAUAAGACAGGCUGCGGUUCCUCCACUUGGCUCAGAUUUUGACUACAGUGGCUUGCAGAUCAUUAAGAAUGAAGAUCUUGAGGAGUUGAAGGAGCUUGGUUCUGGUUCUUUUGGAACGGUGUAUCAUGGGAAAUGGAGAGGAUCAGAUGUGGCUAUCAAGAGGAUAAAGAAGAGUUCCUUUUCUGUGCGGUCAUCAGAACAAGAGAGAUUGACUGGUGAAUUCUGGGGGGAGGCUGAAAUUCUUUCAAAACUUCAUCACCCGAAUGUGGUAGCAUUCUAUGGUGUUGUCAAAGACGGGCCUGGAGGGACAUUGGCGACUGUGACAGAGUACAUGGUUGAUGGUUCUCUGAGGCAUGUUCUGGUCCGGAAGGACAGGCAUCUUGAUCGUCGUAAGAGACUAAUCAUAGCCAUGGACGCAGCAUUUGGAAUGGAAUAUCUGCACUCCAAAAACACAGUUCACUUCGAUCUGAAAUGUGACAAUUUACUUGUGAACUUAAAAGAUCCUUCUCGUCCAAUCUGCAAGGUUGGUGACUUUGGUUUGUCAAAAAUCAAGAGAAGCACAUUGGUAUCUGGUGGUGUACGUGGAACCUUACCAUGGAUGGCACCAGAGCUUCUAAAUGGGAGCAGCACCAAAGUUUCAGAAAAGGUUGAUGUAUUUUCUUUCGGUAUUGUGCUGUGGGAGAUUCUGACCGGAGAGGAACCAUAUGCGAAUAUGCACUACGGGGCCAUAAUAGGUGGGAUAGUGAACAAUUCAUUGAGGCCAACGAUACCGAGCUUCUGUGACGAUGAAUGGAGAACAUUAAUGGAGGAAUGUUGGGCGCCAAACCCAAUGGCGAGACCAUCUUUCACUGAGAUUGCUGGCCGCUUACGAGUCAUGUCAUCAGCAGCAACUUCGACUCAAUCCAAGCCACCAGCUCACAGGGCUUCCAAAUGA
Microthlaspi erraticum is the source of this 4152-nucleotide messenger RNA. NCBI's taxonomy places the organism in Eukaryota, Viridiplantae, Streptophyta, Magnoliopsida, Brassicales, Brassicaceae. The record is from the annotation of a GenBank genome assembly.